This is a messenger RNA of Aspergillus welwitschiae, 1383 nucleotides long. Its product is annotated as putative GPI anchored cell wall protein. The record is from RefSeq and is a predicted model, not a curated record. The transcript has a single exon. The coding region runs from base 361 to 993 and encodes 210 amino acids. Lineage: Eukaryota; Fungi; Ascomycota; Eurotiomycetes; Eurotiales; Aspergillaceae.
CGGGGAGGGCACUACGACACUCUAUUUGCUGAGAAGGGUGAUUAGAGGACGAGGCUACGCUAAGAACCUUGAGAAAUGAGGGUCUCGUAAACACGGAAUGGAAGGGUUCUGGUCGUCAGGGGUCAAAGUGUAGAAUGAUUGUGAGACAGAAGUAGUACAAAUUGGGCUGUUCCUGUCUGAUUCUUUCUUGGUGGUAUCACACAUCUCUCUGCAUCCUAUCUAUCUUUUCUUUCCUCCUAUACAGUCUUUACUCCUACUCCUAAUAACUUCUUCUCUUCUUUCUCUUACUGUCUCUACAUCUCUACCAUAUACAUAUACACAAAUAAUUCAAAAGAAAAGAAACAGAAAGCAACCAUCAAAAUGCAUUUCACCACCAGCACCCUCCUCACCCUCCUCCCACUCCUCUCCCUCACUACCGCCUCCGAUGUAUCAACCGUCUCCCUCUUCACCUACCACGCAACGACCACCGCCGCGGCCGGUAUUCCUCAAUUCACCAGCAUCCCUCUCGGCGCGUCCAUCAUCUCCGCCAACCCGACAGCCACUACCAUGGCCGUCUCAUGCCUCAACGACGAUAACUGCAUCCUGCCCAGCCCCAUCACCGUCACCGCAGGACCCUCCACAUACACCCUCUCGGCCGUGUACAGCACCAGCGUGGAGGGCGUGCAGGAGGUGCUCACCAUGGUCGAGGACUGCAAGAUCACGGGCGUGACGCAGGGCGCGUCCUGCAGUGUGAGCUAUGGGAUCGAGGCGACGUAUAAGGGGGUUAGUACGAGUACGGAGGUCAAUACGGAGAUUAGUGUCGCCAGUGCGGAGAUCGGGUAUGAGACUCUUAGUGUUACGGCGGGUGCUGAUAAGUUGAGUGGUGCUACUGGAACUUCUACUGCGACUGCUAGUGGAAGUGGAAGUACGGAGACGGGCAUGGCUGGACGGAAUGUUGUCGGGGCUGGGGCCUUGGCUGUUGGUGUGGCUGUCGCUGGAUUGGGGAUGUUGUAGAUUAUAUGAUGCGUAAUUAUGAUUGAUUGAUUGAUUGAUUGGUUGCAAGGGGAGAUGUGAGGGGGGAUCUUGUUGGAGGAUAUAAUGUUUAUCUGGUUAUUACGUUCAUCUAUGCUUAUAUGGUUGCUCAUCACGCUCAGUUGCAACUACAUGGCUAGCUACCAUAGCCACUUCCAAUAUGUACAACGCCUCUAUGUCAGCCUGGGAAUCAUACACAGUAGCAAUAUGUACCAAUACAAGACCAGAUGCAUCUGGUCAGUGCCAAAAACUAACAGUAAAAAUAAUCAGAAAUCAUCCUUUUUGAUAUCCGGCCCGGGUAUGAACAUGAAACAAUUAUGAUCAUAAAUCAAAUGCACGGUAAGAACUAUACCCUCAUUAGCAUCAUCAUCC